AUGGCGACCCCGUCUGUCCCCUCGUCGUCUCAUCUUCUCACCUUCAAAGCCUUCAUGCUCGCCUUCCUCUUCUGCUACACCAUCAUCCUCGCCAGCGCCCAGGACGACGACGACGACGACGAACCGACCUCGUCGGCAGCCCAACGGAGCGCCCCCUUCUUGGACCAGGCCACGGGCCUCCCGAUGGAGCGCUUCUUCGGCGCCCGCACCCAGUUCGGCUUCGCCAUGGCCCUCCCCGAGGAGCCCUCGCCGUCAUCCUUCAUCGGCCAGCUCUCGUUCCCGCUGGUCGACGGCGCCGGGUGGGGGGCCAUGGGCCUCACCGGCGACAUGGAGGGCAACUUCUUCCUCGCGGCGUGGCCGGACGGCCGGGGCGGCGUCACGGCGACGUUCCGCCAGGCGACUGACGAGGAGAACCCGCCCGAGGUGACGGGCCGCUUCGCCGUGCGGCCCAUCGCGGACGGCGUCUCAGUCAACGCGACGUCCCUCACGUACACGUUCCUCUGCGAGAACUGCCUCGACGCCACGUUGGGGCUGGGGCCCGAGGCCGCGGGCACCGACGCCGUCAUGGGCUGGGCGUUGUCAGAGCGGGCGGUGAGGAACCCGGGAGACCCCGGGGCGAACCUGGGGUUCCACGAGCGCGGGUUCGGGCCGUUCACGGCGCGUCUGGGGAGCGCGCGGUCUGCCGGGUUCGAUGCGGUUGCCGCGACGGCGGGCGCGCCGGUGGGCAGUUCCAACAGGGCGGUUGCCGUGACGCCGAAUGCCUUCCGGGGGGAGGGCGAGGGCAAUGGCGAUGAAGGUGGUGGUCGCGGCGGCGGCGAUGAUGACGAUGACUGA
This is a messenger RNA of Colletotrichum destructivum, 834 nucleotides long. RefSeq names its product Putative cellobiose dehydrogenase, cytochrome domain-containing protein. NCBI's taxonomy places the organism in Eukaryota, Fungi, Ascomycota, Sordariomycetes, Glomerellales, Glomerellaceae. The record is from RefSeq and is a predicted model, not a curated record. The transcript has a single exon. Bases 1 to 834 code for a protein of 277 amino acids.